Molecule: messenger RNA, 1244 nt
Organism: Symphalangus syndactylus (siamang)
Lineage: Eukaryota; Metazoa; Chordata; Mammalia; Primates; Hylobatidae
Product: nematocyst expressed protein 3-like
Source: RefSeq, a predicted model, not a curated record
GUAGCAUGUCUGUCCUGGGCUCGGCUCCCCGGGGGAGCUGCAGGCGCUUAACAAGGGCGUCCACAGGUACCAGGCGCAGGAGCGGUCUCCGCGACGGCCCGGGGGCGGUGGCGGCCGGCGCGCCCACCGCCGGCCGGAGGCGCCCGGCGAGGUGGCCCAGGAAGCCCCCGCUCCUCGGCCACGCUCAGCUUUCCGCCGCGCCGGUGCCCCCGGCGGCCCGGGUGGGACGUGACCCCGCCCCCGGCGAGUCGGGGCGCCCCCCACGGAGGGGUGUGCGGGCCGCCCCCGGCCCCCGGCCCGACCCCGCCGCCUCGGGCCGUGGCGGGCGCGGGAGGCCCGGCCGGGAAGAUGUCUCCUGUUGGUGCGCGCAGCUUCGCGCGGGGGUCAGCGACGGGGCAGCGGCCGCCCGAGCUGCGCCGGCCCUGCCCACGGACCGACUCCCGCGGCCCGACAGCUGCCCGACGGGCCAGCAGGCUCCGAACGUCGACGGAGCCCGGACGGAGGUACCCGAGCAAUGCCAUGCUAGCAGCCCAGCCGCGUUCCGGGCAUUUCCCCAGCCAAUCUCUUGCUCUGGGGCCCGUUUAAAUUCUAAAUCCCACAAAGGACGGUGGCUGGGGCGUUACACAUCGGGGUUGGCACUAUUUGCUCCACUACGCCCUUGCUGAGCGGUGUCACACAAAUCUUUUUCUCCCUGCCUUGGUUUCCCACUCUUUAAGCUCUGACUCCUGGAAGCAGGGAGUGGAGCAGAGAGGUAGGGCAUGGAGUGAAUCAUAUAACCUGCAUAAACAGCCAUCAACUCUUUCAGGAGGACGUUAGCGAGACAAUUAUAAUGAUACCUUCUAAUUCUAUCAAGGCUUGAACUCCAAGGUAAAAGCGCUACGUAAAUGCAAGGUAUUAUUAUUUAUUACCACAGGUUUUUCUGCAUGCAGAACUUAGGGAGUUUGUACAGACAUUCUCUGCUUUGUUUCACAACAUCCUUAGGAGACAAGCUAAAGUGCCUGUUAGCGCUAUAUUCAUUUUAAAGAUAGACAACUGAAGUAUAGAAAGGUUAAAGAGCUUGCAUAAUUACUCCAACAGCCGACUGAAACAUCUCACAAACAGCAAAAAAGGUUUGUUAAUAAGAUAUCAUCCUCUUGCAUUCUAGUCACUGGGAAAUAUUCUUUAUUUUGAUACCAGUUUUGUUCAGACUUCUUAGAUUUUCAGAGCACUGAUACGAAGAAGAUAAUCACAGAAACUGUAUCAGA